AGAAUUUUACUGGAAAGCGGGGAGGGAUUGGCAGAAACUCAGGAAUUUAGAGAGAGAGAGAGAUAGAAGGAAUGAGAGACUGAAAGAGAGAGGGAGGAGGUCAGAGGGGGCAGAGUUGUAGCACACACUGGGAGAGAGGUUUAGAAGAAAGACACCAACUGAAAAUAUAAAGGGAUUGAAAGCGGGAAAAAAGGCGAAAAAGAAGCAUAGAGAACAAAGUGACAACGGCAAACAUUUAGCAAAAGUGAGAAAAGGAACCGGAGGGAGUGGGAAUAUAUAGGAGGGAGAAAGAGAACGUACACGAGAAGGCCCCAGAAGGACAGAAGAAGGCGUUCCAAGAAGAAGGAGCAACUGGAGAAGUUAGAGGCAAAACUGUUACUUUUCUGACCUCCUCGAUACAGAAAAGAGAGAAUCAUGCUGUUUUUCUCCGUGUUAUUUUGUCUCCUCCUGGCUUCAAGUAGACAGCAAGAGGAGCCAAACAGUUUUACGGAAUGUACAGAUGGUUAUGAAUGGGACCCAGACAGACAACAUUGCAAAGAUAUUAAUGAAUGCCAGACAAUCCCUGAUGCCUGUAAGGGGGAGAUGAAGUGCAUUAAUCAUUAUGGGGGCUACCUGUGCCUUCCACGCUCUGCCUCUGUGAUCAGCGACUCUCACUCGGAAUCUGCCACUCAUGACCAGCUCCCUUCCCAGCCUGAUGUCGUAGAGCAGCAGCAGCCGAACCCAUGCCCUCAAGGCUACCAGCCUGACUCUCAGGGGCUGGGCACCUGCGUGGAUGUGGACGAGUGUGCAUUUGAACUGGACGACUGUCUGCCCAGCCAAGAGUGUGUAAAUGUACCAGGCGGCUUUCACUGCAAAUGUCCCGAUGGGUACAGGAAGAUUGGGAGUGAGUGUGUAGACAUAGACGAGUGCAGAUACCGGUACUGUCAGCAUCGCUGUGUUAACUCCCCGGGCUCCUUCACCUGUCAGUGUGAGCCUGGAUUCCAGCUGGCAUCCAACAACCGCUCCUGUGUGGAUGUUAAUGAAUGCUCCAUGGGAGCACCCUGCCAACAGCGCUGUUACAAUACCUAUGGGACCUUCUUAUGCCGCUGCAACCAAGGGUAUGAGUUGGACCAAGAUGGCCAUACUUGUAAUGACAUUGAUGAGUGCAGUUAUUCUAGUUACCUUUGCCAGUACCAGUGUGUGAACGAGCCGGGCCGCUUCUCGUGUAUCUGUCCAGAUGGAUACCAGCUGUUAGGCACUCGGCUAUGCCAAGAUAUCAACGAAUGUGAGGCUGGGACCCACACCUGCUCAGAGUCUCAGACCUGUGUCAACUUCCAUGGCGGAUACCGUUGUGUCGAAAAGAACCGUUGUCAGGAGCCAUAUAUACAAGUGUCUGACAACCGAUGUAUGUGUCCAGGAACCAACCAGAUGUGUCGCGACGAGCCAGGCUCUAUUGUGUAUCGCUACAUGAGCAUCACUUCAGACAGGAGCGUCCCCUCCGAUAUAUUCCAGAUCCAGGCAACCAGCGUAUAUCCCGGGGCAUACAACACGUUCCAGAUUCGCUCUGGAAACGAGCAGGGAGACUUCUACAUCAGGCAAAUCAACAACAUCAGCGCCAUGCUCGUGCUGGCCCGUCCAGUCACCGGCCCCCAGGAAUACGUUCUGGAUCUUGAAAUGUUGACCUCCAACUCCCUGCUUAGCUAUCGCUCUAGCUCAGUGCUCAGGCUUAUCGUGUUUGUGGGGGGCUAUUCCUUCUAGAGAUACAUAAAAAAAAAACAGGACAUUAUCUGCAUAUUGCCCAUAAACAUUUUUUUUUGUCCUUUGUGAAAUAUUUUCUUUUUACUAAUCUGUAUUUUAUUUUUUUAUUAAAACAUGAAUUUGUUCUGUUUGAAA
This is a messenger RNA of Spea bombifrons (plains spadefoot toad), 1872 nucleotides long. RefSeq names its product EGF containing fibulin extracellular matrix protein 2 (gene EFEMP2). The coding region runs from base 415 to 1737 and encodes 440 amino acids. Lineage: Eukaryota; Metazoa; Chordata; Amphibia; Anura; Pelobatidae. The transcript has 11 exons. The record is from RefSeq and is a predicted model, not a curated record. Gene Ontology annotation, molecular function: calcium ion binding.